CCAAGGAGAUGGCCUUGUUAGCCUUCAAUCUGGCUCUUACUUAAGCUGUCUAACUUCCUUUAUUUGGUGUUUUAGAAUAUCUGGUUCUUGGUGUUUAUGGGAUCUUUGCCAACUUCUCGUCCAAAGCGUGGGGAUCACAGGGUCAAGGUUGGUUCUUGUCAUUGUGAAGCUGGUUGAAAGGUACGACCUACUACUUGCCCCAACUACACAAUAUUUCUUUUGCAGGUUGCUGGGAUCGCAGGUGUUUCAGUUCGCUAGGUCUCACAGCUUUAUGGAUUGGUGCCUCCUAUUCUCACUGAGCUGGGAAAGAUUGCUACGCAAAGGUGCGGUAAACUUUUUUCUGUUGAAAAGGGCCACAAAAGCCUACUAUUUUGGAGGGAAACGAGUGUGAAAAACAUAGCUAGCACUACCAAACUGAUUAUGGAAAGUCAAGCCAUCGAAAGGCAAAAGCUAGAUGAUGCAAACUCGAGACAGAUUCUUAAUCCAGAACCAGCAACGCUGCUGCCCUACAGGAAAUAAUGCUGUUGGUGUCUGGCAACGUAACACAUAAACUUCUUCUUGGAUCAGUUGGGACCGUCCAAGACAACAAAGUUGCACAUAGGUUAAGGAAAUGUUUGAAGUUUGAACAUAAAAGAUAAAAGUCAACUUUAUUUAUUUUAGAGAACCGGAAUUGAUGAACCGAACAGAACCGAACCAAACAUCUGAAAUUGAUUGUAGUGAUGAACCAGAGUUUUUUUAACCGAAAAAAAAAUGGCCUCACGAAUCGAGAAACCAGUCUCUUCUUCUUCUUCUUCUUCACUUGCCGGAGAAGAUGGAUUCGAUUUGUUGUUUCCGACCGAAUCAAUCUUGUCUUAGAAUUUCAGUUUUGCCUGCUUUCUGCAUAAGUACUCUUUCCGCCGUCAAUCGUUUCCGUUCAACGACGAGUCUUCGUUUUCGAUUUCCGGCGCCGCCGUUUCCUCGGAUUCCAAACUCUUCCUUCGUGACUCACGCGAAGAAGAGUAAGAGGAAAACAAGUAUCGUUGAACCUAAUCCGAAUAAAGUCGAAGAAUCUCUCUUUCAAGAUGAUGAAGAAGAAGAAGAUGAGCUACUUCUUCCCGAAGAGAUUCAAGACGAGUUACUAACGGAUGGUGAAUACGACGAAGACGACGAUGACUUUGAAUUCGAUGAGAGCGAUGAGGAAGAACUCUAUGCUGGAGAUGGAGGAGGUGGAGGAGGCAUUAAACUUGCUGGAACGUUAUGGGACAAAGAAGCAUUGGCAUUAGCUGAGAGCGUAUGCGAGUCUUUUGAUGGGGAGUUAGGCAUUUAUGCCUUCAAGACUCUGCCUAAUUCAACCAUACAAGUGAGAAUCGAGCGGCUCACUACCAAGUUUGGUUCCCCAACGAUGGAAGAUAUUGAAGCAUAUUCAACAAUCUACAGAGCAAAGUUGGCUGAAGCUGAACUCGCCAAGUCUAUACCGGACAAUAUCUCUCUAGAGGUUUCAUCUCCUGGUGUCGAAAGGGUGGUAAGAGUUCCGCAGGAUCUUGAUCGGUAUAAGGAUAGGCCCAUGUAUGUGAGGUACACUAACGAGGACAGUGAGACUGAAGGUGAUGGUAUUUUCAGGCUGGUUUCUUUUGAUGUGGAAACCAAAAGAUGUGUUUGGGGGAUAGCUGACAUUCGAGUAAACCGAGAAAAGGCAGGCAAAGGCAGACCUUUGAUCAAGAAGCAAAGAGAAUGGCGACUCGAUACGGCUUUCGAGUCUCUACGGUUAGUCCGUUUGCAUUCUGAAUGUUGAGAGAACACAGUAAUAAUGGAAUUGCCUUUUAGUUUAUAUUAAAAUCUCAAUAGAAAGUCUAUUACAACGAUACGUAAUAGAUUAGACACGA
This is a messenger RNA of Camelina sativa (false flax), 1862 nucleotides long. Lineage: Eukaryota; Viridiplantae; Streptophyta; Magnoliopsida; Brassicales; Brassicaceae. The record is from RefSeq and is a predicted model, not a curated record.